UCAGCCACAGAAUCCGAAACAAAAAUAAAACCUACGACCAAAAGAACUUCGCUAGCGCCAAAAACUAAAAUUUGAUAAACGUGCCGCGGGAAACAAAUUCGAAAGCGGCAAAAAGAGGUGGAAAAGUUGGGCGGCGGGAGAAGAUAACCCCGGGGGUUCUUACGGCUGCCUGCAUCUAAUGCAAAUUAGCAGCCAAGACGCAAGGAAAAUAAACAAAUAAUUCAGAGACAGAGAAUGAAAAAUAACACUAGCGGGCAAUCCGAGAAUUUGCACAAACGUUUGCCAAAUAUUUUGAGAACCCCGAAAAGUGCGUGCUGUGCUAUUUAAUAGGAAUCGAGAGGAUGAGUGGCUAGAUGACACAAUAUAGUGAAACGGACUGCCAGCAUGCGAAACCAUAACGAGAGGAGACGAACAACCAGGGGAACUUGAUUAAAAUAAUUCAAUUUAGACCGGAAAGCUUGGAGGUGGAAUCAUGUUUUCCUGUCUGAUGGUGGCCAUCCUGCAGCUUGUUAGUGGCGAUCUAACACCCGCUUCAUAUGUGAACACCACAAAUUGGUAUAAUACCAACGAGAGCUUAUUUACCACUGAACUGAACCAUAGAUGGAUUAGUGGUAGUUCCACAAUUCAGCCAGAGGACACUAUAUAUGGCACCGAAUUGCCCACGUAUCAACAUUGCAUAGCCACCCGGAAUUCCUUUGCGGACUUGUUCACUGUGGUGCUUUAUGGAUUCGUUUGCCUAAUUGGAUUAUUCGGGAAUACCUUGGUGAUUUAUGUGGUGCUGCGAUUCUCCAAGAUGCAAACGGUAACGAAUAUUUAUAUACUGAAUCUAGCGGUGGCCGAUGAGUGCUUCCUGAUUGGAAUACCCUUUUUGCUGUAUACAAUGAGAAUUUGUAGCUGGCGAUUCGGGGAGUUUAUGUGCAAAGCUUAUAUGGUGAGCACUUCAAUUACCUCCUUCACCUCGUCGAUUUUUCUGCUCAUCAUGUCUGCGGAUCGGUAUAUAGCUGUGUGCCAUCCCAUUUCCUCACCCCGAUACCGCACUCUGCACAUAGCCAAGAUAGUUUCGGCCAUUGCCUGGACAACUUCGGCGGUACUCAUGCUGCCGGUGAUUCUAUAUGCCAGCACUGUGGAACAGGAGGAUGGCAUUAAUUACUCCUGCAACAUAAUGUGGCCGGAUGCGUACAAAAAGCACUCGGGCACUACCUUUAUACUGUACACAUUUUUCCUGGGCUUUGCCACACCACUGUGUUUUAUCCUGACUUUUUACUAUCUGGUCAUUCGAAAACUGCAGUCAGUGGGUCCAAAGCAUACCACAAAGUCCAAGGAGAAGAGGAGGGCUCAUCGCAAAGUCACUCGACUUGUACUGACGGUUAUUAGUGUGUAUAUUUGCUGUUGGCUUCCACACUGGAUCUCACAGGUGGCCUUGAUCCACUCGAAUCCCGCUCAGAGGGACCUUUCUCGACUGGAGAUACUAAUAUUUCUGCUUUUGGGAGCUCUGGUUUACUCCAAUUCGGCGGUAAACCCCAUCCUGUAUGCCUUCUUGAGUGAGAACUUCCGCAAGAGCUUCUUCAAGGCCUUCACCUGUAUGAACAAGCAGGAUAUCAACGCCCAAUUGCAGGUGGAGCCCAGUGUUUUCACCAAACAGGGCAGCCGAAAAAGGGGUGGCUCCAAGCGCAUGCUGUCCAGCAAUCCGCAGACGCCUCCCCUGUUGCCAUUGAAUACUGGUAACAAUAAUUCAUCGACCACCACAUCCUCGACAACGACAGCGGAGAAAACCGGAACCACAGGGACACAGAAAUCCUGCAAUUCCAAUGGCAAAGUGACAGCUCCGCCGGAGAAUUUGAUUAUUUGUUUGAGCGAACAGCAGGAAGCCUUUUGCACCACCACAAGGAGAGGAUCCGGUGCAGUGCAGCAAACAGAUUUGUAACCCAGUUUAAAUAAAAACUGUCUCUAAAAUAAAACACCAAUUUAACUAUAGCAUAGAUAAUGAAAAACCCUGCAUUUAAAUUAUGUUGUACUCAUUAUUACCUAAA
This is a messenger RNA of Drosophila elegans, 2030 nucleotides long. RefSeq names its product somatostatin receptor type 5 (gene AstC-R1). The coding region runs from base 473 to 1924 and encodes 483 amino acids. The transcript has 3 exons. Gene Ontology annotation, biological process: G protein-coupled receptor signaling pathway. Gene Ontology annotation, cellular component: neuron projection; membrane. Gene Ontology annotation, molecular function: peptide binding; somatostatin receptor activity. Lineage: Eukaryota; Metazoa; Arthropoda; Insecta; Diptera; Drosophilidae. The record is from RefSeq and is a predicted model, not a curated record.